Molecule: messenger RNA, 2462 nt
Organism: Solanum pennellii
Lineage: Eukaryota; Viridiplantae; Streptophyta; Magnoliopsida; Solanales; Solanaceae
Product: lysophospholipid acyltransferase 1-like
Exons: 8
Coding region: 735-2114 (459 amino acids)
Biological process (GO): triglyceride biosynthetic process; phospholipid biosynthetic process; lipid modification
Cellular component (GO): endoplasmic reticulum; membrane
Molecular function (GO): acyltransferase activity
Source: RefSeq, a predicted model, not a curated record
GUGUUGAAUUUUUUAAAAAUAGUGUAUUUUUGAAGAAUUUGACACGAGUGCGGCAUCGAAAGUGAAGAGUCUGUAAUUUAGAUUGGAAGCUGUUGGCAAUGCCUUCUUGCCUGUGUAAUUGGCCUUGCCUGUUAGGUGCGAAAUUGCGUAAAGUAGGCUCAUUCUUUGGUUUAUAGAAUGACCUCAACAUGGUAAACUCACAGGUGCUUCUUCAAAUUGUUAAAACUUUCAUUGUGCAUUGCCUAAAGGAUAUUUAUCAUCAGGUCUCUUAAAAUCAAUCUAUCGUCCUUUUUCGAAAGUAUCUUUUUUUAUGAGAAUACGGUCAAUCAAAAAUUAUUAUGCUUGCGAUUAUUCAUCCACCGAUAGGAUAAAAUGCUCCAGUUUUUGUCACUUGUUUGUUUGUGAAAUAUCUAGAGGGACAGAUAUGAAAUUAGUCUUUCGAAAACAAGUUCUUUAUUUUCAUAAGACAGUGAUAAGUUCGGAAUAUAGCGUCCAAACUUCACUUGUAGAAUUUUUAUAAGUAUAUCAUUAUCGUAGAUUUCACACGUUUUUUUAAAUAUAUAAAAAAAUUAUUGUCUUUAAGAAAUAAUUUGAGGAACGAGGGUAUAAUAGGAAAAGUAAAUGUAAUCUCUAACUAACUAACUGGAGAAUGAAAAAGAAAACAAAAAGCAAAAUAACUAACUUCAUUUUUUUUUGGUUCCUUAUAAACUUUCGAAAAUUUGAGUUUGCCGGAGAUGGAUUCAAUGGCGUCGGCGAUCGGAGUAUCGAUUCCGGUGUUCCGUUUCUUACUCUGUUUCGUCGGUACUAUUCCUGUGAGUUUUCUUCAUCGAUUUGUUCCUUGUGUCAGUGGUAGGCAUUUCUACGCUGCCCUAUCUGGUGCUGUUUUAUCCUAUUUGUCGUUUGGGUUCUCUUCGAAUUUGCAUUUUUUGGUGCCGAUGCUUUUGGGUUAUGCUUCAAUGGUUUUAUGUCGACAUUAUUGCGGGAUCAUCACUUUCUUCCUCGCAUUCGGAUAUCUUAUUGGAUGCCAUGUAUACUACAUGAGCGGGGAUGCAUGGAAAAAGGGAGGAAUGGAUGCUACAGGAGCUUUAAUGGUUAUUUCGCUGAAAAUAAUUUCAAGUGUGAUCAAUUACCAAGAUGGAUUAUUGAAGGUGGAAGAUUUAAGUGAGGCGCAAAAGAAAAAUCGUUUGCUAAAGUUGCCAUCAUUACUUGAGUACUUUGGUUAUUGUCUCUGUUGUGGAAGUCAUUUUGCUGGUCCAGUUUAUGAAAUGAAGGAUUAUCUUGAAUGGACAGAGAGAAAUGGUAUUUGGAAACCUUCAGACAAAGGACAGCCAUCGCCUUUUGGGGCAGCGUUAAGAGCUUUUCUUCAAGCAGCUCUCUGUAUGGGAUUGUACAUGUUUUUGGUGCCUCUUUUCCCAAUUUCCAUGUUCUUGGACCCAAUGUACCAAGAAUGGGGUUUCUGGACGCGGUUGGGUUACCAAUAUAUGGCUAGCUUUACUGCACGGUGUAAAUAUUAUUUCAUAUGGUCAAUCUCGGAAGUUGCUAUCAUCAUAUCUGGCUUCGGUUUCAGUGGUUGGGCAGACAUGACUUAUCCACCAAAAGCACAAUGGGACCGUGCUAUAAAUGUAGACAUAUUGGGUGUUGAGCUGGCAAAGAGCUCUGUUCAAAUACCUCUUGCAUGGAAUAUUCAAGUUAGCACAUGGCUGAGGCACUAUGUAUAUGAGAGACUUAUACGGAAGGGAAAGAAGCCUAGUUUCAUCCAGUUGCUAGUCACACAGACUGUUAGUGCUGUAUGGCAUGGGUUAUAUCCCGGGUACAUCAUAUUCUUUGUUCAGUCUGCUUUGAUGAUUGCUGGAUCAAGAGUCAUUUAUAGAUGGCAGCAAGCUACAAGCAAUAUUCAGUUUCAGAAGACGCUGGUAUUCAUGAACUUUGUAUAUACACUGCUAGUUCUCAACUACUCUGCUGUUGGAUUCAUGGUACUAAGUCUGCAUGAAACAGUUACAGCUUAUGGAAGUGUAUACUAUAUUGGAACUAUUAUACCAAUUCUAGUGAUCCUGCUUGGUAAAAUGAUUCAGCCAGCAAAACCAGUAAGAUCUAAGGCAAAAAAGGAUGAAUGAGUCAGAAUCUGAUUUUGGUGGAAGAGUUAGAGGUGUUUUCCCUAUUACUCUAUUUAUUAUUAUUUGGAUAUGUAGAAAUCAUCAAUUUUGAUAGAUGUAGAGUAGUUAGUGUAGCUGUUGGAGUUCAUUUGGUCCAUUCAUAUGAACAAGCCUGUUACUUAGAGAGGCACAAUUAUGUUUUAUGUCUCUAGGCAACAGUUGAAAUUACGCCUUAUGUUUGAUCUUUAAUUUUUGUCCGUUAACAAUUGAACGUAUGUUUAGUGAGGCAUAAGUUAUUUAGAAAAGUAGAAAAUUCACGGGGUGGCCUAUUUUGGUUGGUCUAAUAUAACUAAUAUAUGUUGUAUGUUG